ACGCACGUGGCCCUUGACUACGCACGUAAGUAGUCUGCCGUACGAAGUCAGCUAAGACCAGGAGGCCGUGAGAGCUUGACCAAGGACCAGACAAGGAGAGCUGGCCCAGGACAGACACACAGGACAACCUUGUUUCUUCUUCUCGGAUCUGGACACUAUUUUAUAAGUCAUGUUUUGGAGAGCGUUUAUGCUGGCUGCAGCCUGUUCUUUGGCAUAUGCAAAUUCUCCUGAAGACGAUUCAAGUCUGGAAGAGACUAUAGAGCAACUGGUACGAUUCGUCAAUGACAAUGCCCACGAAAACCACCUAGUAAAUCAGGAAUUGAGAAGACGCCACACCACUGAAAAAAGUAUGAAGAGUCGUCGCAUGAUACGAAAGAUGAAAUGGUCGACUCCCGAGAUCAGGGCCAAGGAAGAGGCAUCCCUUAAAUCACUCGAUGCUACAAAACAACUCAUGGAUUUGACUGGUUUGUCGCUGAGAGACCUCCAGGAUACUGAAGAAAUAGUGUCUGAAUGGAAAAAGCAGACCACUGCUUGUCCAACACACCAGGUAGAUUGUUCUUCGGCUAGUAAUAAAUUCCGUUCAGCAGAUGGAUCGUGCAACAACUUGGUUCAGCCAUGGUUUGGAUCAGCUGCUACUGCACAAGAAAGAUUCCUUCCUCCACUUUACGAUGAUGGAGUUAGUUCUCCAAGAACUUUGGGCAAGAAAGGUCAACCUCUGCCCAGUCCUCGAAAAGUCAGCAACAGCGUCUUCAAAUCUUCAAUUGAGAAAAAGGAAACGGAAUUGUCACUGAUGGUAAUGGCCUGGGGUCAGUUCCUUGACCACGACAUCACACUUACACCAGCAAGCUCGGGAUCGGAGACUUCAGCGACUGAUUGCUGUCGCAAUGUUUCAACUGCACUACCCGAGUGCUUCCCUAUUGCUAUCCCGUCUGAUGACCUCCAUUUCACCCGUACCAAGUGUAUGGAUUUCGUACGGUCCGCUGCCGUCACCGAUGCCUGUUCUCCAAACCACCGUGAGCAGUUCAACGCCAUCACUGCAUUUGUUGAUGGCUCCAACGUAUAUGGAUCAUCGGUGGCCCAGAUGAAUGAACUGAGGGCUUUCAGGAAUGGACUCCUAGCGACGUCAACAGUUACCUCGAGCCUCCCCCCAGCUGGUGACCCGCACAGUUGUUUGAUUAAUUCAAAUCCGGACUUCUGCAUCAAAGCCGGAGAUGUACGGGCAAAUGUGAUUCCUCAUCUUGGAGCUAAUCACGUUCUCCUUUUCCGGGAGCACAAUCGGAUUGCCACAAUCCUCUCGGCUAUGAACAAUGGCUGGAACGACGAGAGGGUAUUUCAGGAAACCAGGAAAAUUAUCUCGGGGAUUUUACAACAGAUAAGUUAUUACGAAUGGCUACCAUCCAUUCUCAGCCCAUUUCAUUUGUCCAAAUUUGAUCUUUUGUCAUCCAAUCAGGACCCCUAUCGAUCUCGUACCAAUCCCAGCAUUCGGAACGGGUUUGCAGUUGCUGCAAUGAGAUUCGGACAUUCUCUGAUUCCUGCUAAUGAGUGCUAUCUUCUCCGUGACUAUGUUACAUGGGAAGUGGAGAAGCCUAUUCAGCAAACAUUUUUCAGUCCGUCGUUAGUGAUCCAAAAUGCUGGACAGGACGUUCCAAAACUGGCAAGAUGGGUGAUCGCCAACAAUUCCAUGAAGGCAGAUAGGAUAUUUGAGCCAGGUGUUAGAAACCUGCUUUUCCUGGACAGUAACGGGAGCAGCUUUGACCUGGGAUCAUUGAACAUCCAGAGAGGACGAGACCAUGGAGUUCCUCCAUACGUUGAGUACAGAAAACUUUUUGGACUGAAAAAGCCUAAGAGCUUUAACAAGCUGACUGACCACAACAGUUAUGCCAAGGGCUUGUUGAAAGAUGUCUACGAUAGCGUUAAAGACAUUGAUCUGUUUGCUGGUGGUAUGUCGGAGAGGAAAGUGCCAAAUGGCCAUCUUGGACCCGUGUUUACAGAAUUGAUUGGAAGGCAAUUCAGAGAUAUCAAGUUGGGUGACCGCUUUUGGUUUGAAAGGCCAAGUCCUGAAGGAUUUCCACCUGCACAACGUGACGAGAUCAGGAAGAUGACCCUUGCCAAAGUCAUGUGUACCAACUUUGGUAUGGACCUUGUAACAAAGGACGUCUUCCAUAUACAGAGCACAAUUAAUCCACUCACAACGUGUAACAGUAUUCCAGAUAUAGACCUGACGCUGUGGAAGGAGUAAUAGAACUCGACAAUAUCGAAAUACAACGUAACGGAACUGUAAAAAUUCUGAACUAUAUUAUGCCACAAGCAUAUAAACAGUUCUUGUUUAUUGAAGUAACUGUGAAGCAUAUUUCCACAUCUUGACUAAUUAAUCAAGUGAUGAUGUUAUUGCUUUGAGAAAUGCAGAGAAAACAUCAACCUACCAGAUUUCGGUAGUUUCCACAUGUUUUUAGAUGUUAAUAUCUUCCGUAGUGUUGUUAUUGGUCAUUUUUUAAAAACUUUUUAAAAAACCUAACGAAUGAAUUGUUCUGUUAUGCAUUUAUAUCUUGUCGAGUUUGAAUAAAUUGUUGAAAUGUU
Molecule: messenger RNA, 2577 nt
Organism: Mizuhopecten yessoensis (Yesso scallop)
Lineage: Eukaryota; Metazoa; Mollusca; Bivalvia; Pectinida; Pectinidae
Product: lactoperoxidase-like
Exons: 14
Coding region: 170-2239 (689 amino acids)
Biological process (GO): response to oxidative stress
Molecular function (GO): heme binding; peroxidase activity
Source: RefSeq, a predicted model, not a curated record